AUGUCUUUCGAGCCUGUGCUAGGCCCCAAACAUUUCGCACAAUCGAUUGGCUGCUCUCUCCUCGAUGUGGUUGGGUUCCCUGUCUUGGUGAACAGACUUGAGGAGCAAUUUGGCGCCCAAAGAUAUUUCCAGGUACUUCAUGUCAUGAUUGAUGGUGGCUCGGUGUUUCAAGCCUUCGAAUUGCGAAGUCAUCAAAAUCACCGAUUGCCCCUUACAAAAUAA
Sclerotinia sclerotiorum 1980 UF-70 is the source of this 222-nucleotide messenger RNA. RefSeq lists its product with no specific name. NCBI's taxonomy places the organism in Eukaryota, Fungi, Ascomycota, Leotiomycetes, Helotiales, Sclerotiniaceae. The transcript has 2 exons. The record is from RefSeq and is a predicted model, not a curated record. The coding region runs from base 1 to 222 and encodes 73 amino acids.